UUCCCAAUUUUUCCACUCUUCGCAUCUCUCGUCUCUCUCUCUUUUCAAACCCAGUCUCUCUUUCUCUCAUAUCUCCACGGGAAUGGCGACGGAAACCCUAGCAGGAGCAGGAGCAGCAGGAGGAGAUACUAAUAACAAGGUUUCUUCAGAAAAUUGUGCCGAGGAGAAACUAAGGUGGACAUUGAGUGAUUUCGACAUUGGGAAGCCUCUUGGAAGAGGAAAAUUUGGCCAUGUGUACCUGGCCAGAGAAAAGAAGAGUAACCACAUUGUGGCUUUAAAAGUUUUGUUCAAGAGCCAGCUCAAACAAUCUCAGGUUGAGCAUCAACUUCGCAGGGAAGUUGAGAUUCAGAGCCAUUUAAGAAACCCAAACAUUCUAAGGCUCUAUGGAUACUUCUACGAUCAGACUCGGGUUUAUCUGAUCUUGGAAUAUGCUGCAAAAGGUGAACUCUAUAAGGAACUGCAGAAAUGCAAAUACUUCAGUGAAAAACGAGCUGCCACGUACGUUGCAUCGUUGGCACGGGCCCUGAUCUACUGUCAUGGAAAGCAUGUAAUACACAGAGAUAUCAAGCCAGAGAAUCUUUUGAUUGGUGCUCAGGGUGAAUUGAAAAUUGCUGAUUUUGGUUGGUCUGUUCAUACCUUUAACCGUAGGCGGACCAUGUGUGGCACAUUGGAUUAUCUGCCACCUGAAAUGGUGGAAAGCGUAGAGCACGAUGCCAGUGUGGACAUUUGGAGCUUAGGUGUCUUGUGUUAUGAGUUCUUGUAUGGGAUGCCUCCAUUUGAAGCAAAAGAGCAUUCUGAUACAUACAGAAGGAUUGUCAAAGUUGAUUUGAAGUUUCCUCCAAAACCAAUUGUCUCUGCAUCUGCCAAGGAUCUUAUCAGCCAGAUGCUCGUGAAAGACUCUUCACUUCGUCUUCCACUUCACAAGCUUCUUGAGCACCCAUGGAUUGUACAGAACGCUGAUCCUUCAGGAAUCUACCGAGGUUGACCUUUUGAGCUGGAAAUCGUGUCUGUCCAUUGGUUUCUAUAUAGUAAUUACUCUUUACAUAUAGGCAGAAUUCACAUUCUUGUUGUAAUAGCGUUUUAACACUGUCAUUUAAGUUCCAAAUUUGGAUAUCGAUGUUGUCUUCCUUGCUGGUAAAAUAACAAGUGUAAUGAAGUAGUUUUCUCUUGUAUAAUUUUAUUACUUUGGGAAAUCAUUGUGGUUAGUUUAUGCAUUUCAACUGAGCACUCUGUAUUAACUCAUGGAAGAUACUGGAUAUGUUUACAAAUUA
Messenger RNA from Papaver somniferum (opium poppy), 1271 nucleotides. Its product is annotated as serine/threonine-protein kinase Aurora-2. Gene Ontology annotation, cellular component: spindle midzone; chromosome passenger complex; spindle microtubule. The record is from RefSeq and is a predicted model, not a curated record. Lineage: Eukaryota; Viridiplantae; Streptophyta; Magnoliopsida; Ranunculales; Papaveraceae. Bases 83 to 985 code for a protein of 300 amino acids. The transcript has 9 exons. Gene Ontology annotation, biological process: mitotic spindle organization; regulation of cytokinesis; protein phosphorylation. Gene Ontology annotation, molecular function: ATP binding; protein kinase activity.